AUGCCGCCCUCAUAUAAGCCCUGGGUUGUAAAGGUCAAAGCCCAUCCGGGCUCCACGGCCGAAGACAUUGCCAACGAGCCCAAUUGGAGUACAGGGCACCAACACCGAGUCGGUUUCAGGAAUAGGAGCAACCGCGUGCCCGGUCUGACACACGAGCCCAACAACGACUACCGCCACGAGAUCGAACAUGCGCUCAAGGAACAGGAGCAACUGAGGGCCGACGUCAAGGCCGGGAAACUCGUCAACUUCCGCGACGUGAUACAGCACCAAGAGGACUUUCACCUGCGGCACCCCGACAAUAAAUGGCUCGGUUGGAGGUAUGUCCUCGAUACCACCGAAGACUGGAUCAAGAAAGAAGAGCCUUGGCCAGCAAACCUGAAACGGAAGCAGCAAGAGCAAGAGGCAAAGGCCAAGGACCAGCAAGAAGACCAAAGCCAGCCCCAGGAGGAGCAUGAGCUAAAGCGGCCCGCCGACCAAGACAAACAUCACGGCGCCUACGCCACCGACAAGGAGGCUGACGGCCAGGCUGACAGUCGUCUUUCUGACAAGUACACGCCCCAGGAGCUCGCCCUACUACGGGCUUUGGAGCAUGAAAAGAAUCACAUCUCCCACUUGAAGGAGAAUGACGGUCGGCGCCAGUCUCCACAGAAGCACGACUUGUACCAGGUCUCCAUUGAUGAGCAGGAUCAAUUUAGCCCCGAUAACUGGGUGCCGCGUUCUUCCGACCUCAUUCGCCUCACAGGCAAACAUCCCCUCAACGCUGAGGCUCACCUAAGCCACCUCUUUGAGGCCGGCCUCAUCACGCCCAAUGAGCUCCACUAUGUGCGAAACCACGGUGCCGUUCCGAGGCUCCUGUGGGAGUUCCACAAGCUCGAUGUCGAGUACAAGGGCAAGACGGUACGGUCCUUCUCGAUGGACGAGCUGAAGGACUUGGGAUCCAUCAAUAUCCCCGUGAGCCUAGCGUGCGACGGGAACAGACGCAAGGAACUCAACAUGGUCAAGAAAAGCAAGGGCUUCGGCUGGGGCGCCGGCGGCGUGAGCUGCGCGUACUGGAAGGGGCCGCUGGUGCGUGACGUGCUCCUGUCGGCCGGCGUCCCGGAGAGGCUUCCGCAUCAGGACAGCAAGCGGUACUGGCUGAACUUUGAGGGUGCGGAUGAGCCCAGCGAUGGCAGAUACUCGACUUGCAUCCCCUUUGAGUACGCCAUGGACCGUCAAAACGACGUGUUGCUCGCUUAUGAGAUGAACGACUUGCCGCUGCCCCCCGAUCAUGGCUACCCGGUGCGUGUCAUCAUCCCUGGCUACGUCGGCGGUCGCUGCGUCAAGUGGCUACGAAGGAUGUGGAUCAGUGACAAGGAGAACGAUUCGCACUAUCACAUCUGGGACAACCGAGUUCUUCCCAGCUUCGUCACAGAGAAGGACGGGCCAUUUGCCGAGACGCUCUUCCGCCACCCCGACACCGCCUGCAACGAGCAGAACCUCAAUUCUAUCAUCGUGAAGCCCGCACACGGGGAGAAAAUAGCCCUCUCCGAGGCCAGAAAGGGCCACAGCUACCGAGUUCAGGGCCUCGCCUACGACGGUGGCGGCCACGAGGUGCAGCGUGUCGAGGUCUCGCUCGACGGCGGCGACACUUGGUUGUACUGUAUUCGCAAAUUCCCCGACUAUCCCAUCCGUCACGGCAACAAAUUUUGGACUUGGGUUCACUGGCACGUCGACGUUGAGAUCUCCCAUCUGUUGCGGGCCAAGAGCAUCACCGUGAGAUGCUUCAACGUGUUCAAAAAUACGCAACCUAGAGACUAUAACUGGAACAUAAUGGGCAUGAUGAACAACUGCUGGUACGUCGUCCAGCCAGAAAUCGUGGAACCAGAAGAUUCAGAGACGCCAUCAAUCCUCUUUAGGCAUCCCACUGAGCCCGGACCCGGCAACGGCGGAUGGAUGAAACCCAGCGUUGAGAACCGCAUCGCGGACGCCAAGCAGGAAGCCGGAGCGCCGCAGAAAGAGUUCACUCGCAAGGAGAUUGAGAAACACGACAAGCAAGACGACUGCUGGAUUGUUGUGGACGGAAAAGUAUACGACGCCACGAGCGUGCUGGACUGGCAUCCUGGCGGGGCCGCUGCCAUUCUGGGCCAUGCUGGGAAGGUGCACCAGGAGACGAGCGAUGAGUUUGCCAGCAUCCAUGAUGACUUUGCGUACCAAAAAUUGAAGGACUGCAUCUUGGGUGUCGUCACCAAGAAGGCUGCCAACUUCAUCAAGGCAAACGCAGAAGCCGCAGCCAAGGAAAUCGCCGACUCGGCGUCCAGUUCAGAGCAGGUCACGCUCCAGAAACAUCGAUGGGUUCCCGUCAAGCUCAUCAAGAAAACCAAAGUCUCCGAGGAUACGAGGACCUACACCUUUGAGCUUCCGGGGAACAAGCCGGUACUCGGCUUGGGAACGUGCCAACAUGUCCAGGUUGGGUUCCACCUCAAAGACAGAAUGCUGGUGCGAAGCUACACACCCACCCGGCCAGUUCUUCCGCCACCUUCGGAAGCCAAGAUCAACGGUAAUCGUCUGGGCCACAAGAAGAACCUCCAAGCGGUCGAGGACGACGACGGGACAUUUGACUUGACAAUCAAGACGUACUUUCCAGACGAAACCCAACCGGGCGGGGCCAUGUCCAAUCUUCUGGAUUGCAUGCCCAUAGGGGAGGAGGUCGAAAUCCGCGGACCAACGGGGGAGAUAGUGUACAUUGGGAACGGCGAUUUUGUGAUUGAAGGCAUGACGCGUCACUUCAAUCGCGUUUCCCUCGUUCUCGGCGGGUCUGGUUUGACCCCAGGGUAUUCGCUAAUCGCACGUAUCCUGCUCGGCGGCAACGACAAGACCAUGAUCAGGGCCAUCGACGCGAACAAGAGCCAGGCCGACAUUCUCCUGCGAAGCUCGCUCAAGCACUUCGAAGACGAAUCCAACGGACAACUUCUUGUUACUCACGUCCUGAGCAAACCAGAGGAUGACUGGAAAGGGUUGAAGGGUUAUGUCAACAAGGACAUCAUCACCGCCAACCUGUUCCCACCAGCCAAAGACUCAGUUACAUUCUUGUGCGGGCCGCCGGCCAUGAUCCAAAAGGCCGCCCUACCGGCCCUCAAAGAUUGGGGGUAUGUGGAGGAUGAUAAUAUGUUUGGCUUCUGA
Messenger RNA from Purpureocillium takamizusanense, 3159 nucleotides. RefSeq lists its product as uncharacterized. The transcript is spliced from 4 exons. The coding region runs from base 1 to 3159 and encodes 1052 amino acids. The record is from RefSeq and is a predicted model, not a curated record. NCBI's taxonomy places the organism in Eukaryota, Fungi, Ascomycota, Sordariomycetes, Hypocreales, Ophiocordycipitaceae. Gene Ontology annotation, molecular function: oxidoreductase activity; molybdenum ion binding.